Molecule: messenger RNA, 2440 nt
Organism: Phalacrocorax carbo (great cormorant)
Lineage: Eukaryota; Metazoa; Chordata; Aves; Suliformes; Phalacrocoracidae
Source: RefSeq, a predicted model, not a curated record
CGGGCGGUGGGAGUCCCUUUGGCCGCCAUGUUCGCAGGCCGGACGGCGCCCGGCGCCGACGUGGAGUCGCUGUGGAGGAGCGCCCGGAGCGCGCGCUGCGAGCCGAAAAGCUGCCAGACUGAGAAAAUUUCAACAGCAGAAACUGCAGUACAAUCUCACACUAGCCGAGAUGCUGGCGUGCAGACGGAUCAGAGUAAAGAUGCUGUCCAAGACUUCCAGCAAGAAGUCCAAGUAGAUUACACUAGCCUUCUAUCAUUCCUUCAGAGAGUGGAGGAUGGUGUUGUCAAAGAGCUAAAUAAAAACUGGAAAAGCCGUGCCUUUGAUGGCUUUGAAGUGAACUGGAGAGAUCAGAAUGAAACAGUGUUGUGUUUGCACACGUUGUCAUACCCAGAGGCUCAGGAUCAAAACCUACAGGUUACCAGCAUCUCGUGGAAUGCAACUGGCUCUGUUGUUGCGUGUUCAUAUGGUCGGUUGGGUGCCGGGGACUGGAGCACAGAAAAAUCCUAUGUCUGUACCUGGAAUCUGGACAGAAGAGGGUUGAAUCCACAGCGCCCUGACGUGGUGGUGGAUGUUCCCAGCUCUGUUAUGUGCCUGGCUUUCCACCCCUCCCAGCCUUCCCUGAUAGCUGGUGGCCUGUUCAGUGGGGAGCUGGUAGUGUGGGAUACUGGCAGAACAGAAGACCCUGUGAUCUGGAGGACUGGGAUGACGGAUGACACUCACACUGAUCCAGUCUAUCAGGUUAACUGGUUACCUGACGCCAAGCACAGAAACCACGCCCAGCUGUUGAGCGUGUCGACGGAUGGGAAGAUCCUGGUAUGGAGGGAGGAUCGAGACGGUCGGCUAGCCUUGGCCAAAGGCUUCGCCAUGGUGGCUCAGCAGAUCCCUCGCAGCACUCAGCUGAAGAAGUUCGCCUGGGGCGAGGCAGCUGUGGGGGUGACCUCGCUCUCUUUUUCACACUUCGAUCCCCAUGUGUUCGUUGUUGGUGUGGAAGGUGGCUAUUCCCUGAAGUGCUCCACUGCAGCUGAGACGCUGGCUCUUCAUCGGACGGGCAGUUCUGUUCCACUCAGGGCACCAGCGGAGCUCGCCUUCUCCCCGCACGGUGGGCCGGUGUACUCUGUGAGCUGCUCGCCCUUCCACAGGAACCUCUUUCUGAGCUGUGGGACCGAUGGACAGGUUCACUUGCACUCCAUGUUGCAGGCACAACCCCUCGUCUCUUUUCAGCUAUCGAAGAAGUACCUCUUCUGCGUACGCUGGUCUCCAGUUCGACCGCUGGUCUUCGCAGCUGCGUCUGGGGAAGGAGCUGUGCACCUCUUUGACUUUGAGAAGAGCUUGCAGAAGCCUGCUGUUUCCAUAAAGCAGGCUGCGGGUGAAAGCCCCGUGUACUGCUUUGAAUUUAAUGUCAAGCAACCUCAGCUCUUGGCAGCAGGGGAUGCUGCCGGUACAGUCAAAGUCUGGCAGCUGAGUUCUGACUUCACUGAGCAGGGACCCAGGGAAAUUAAUCAUCUGGAGCAGCUGGCGAGCGAGAUCACGGACUGAGGCAGCGACACAACCAGCCACGUGAAGCUUGUUACUGCACCAACUCCAGGGAAAGUUGCCUGCUCACCUCUUCCACAGCAUUGGCCCGUAAAACACGCGUAACCCUGACAGCUGGAGUUUCAUCCACAUAACAGUUAAAUUAGCACUUAGCCAUUAAACACAAGAUGAUGUGGUUCGACCAGUAACUUUUAUUGAAGCACACUGCAAUGUUUGUUUUCCCUAAGUUUUAAGCUAAGCAGUUUAAGGUUACAUCAUAAAGUAACAUUGAUUAUUGUAGAGCACAAAGAGAGACACAUGCAGAGCUACAGUCAGCAAACGUGAGCAUGUUCUUUGCAUCUUCCGGUACUAGUGUUUUAGAUCAAUUCACAAAGAGUGAACGCGUAAAUUCUAUGUAGUCGUAGGCAGAGGGAAGUUCUCUGCCCUUGCCGUCCAUGUAGGGCUUCAUGUGAGAAAUGCAGUAAUCGGCUUGUUCCCGGGUCAGGUUCUGAAAGACAAAGACAGCGCGGAAAUGGAGACGGGCACUCCGAGGCUGCGCACGGGGCGUUUACAAGCAGCCCACCCUUUCCCAGGGGCUCCCAGCUCGGAGCAGGAGCCGGAGCAGCAGGACUACACCCGGCAUGGAAAUGCUCUCGCUGUUGGCACUACUUGGUUAGGGCUUGGAAGGCCUGACCUGAGUCUUCCCACCAAAGAGAACAGGUAACUGAUACAAGGGAGCAGCGCAACCUCUUUAUUGCUCUGCCAGCUGGUGGGAUUCAGACAGGAAAAACUUGCUGUCUUGGCAGGGCUGUGAGAGGGAGGAGAUGUUCAUACUGCGUAAGCUUAGAUACAAAAGUUUCUCCUUUGAAUCACUGUCUGGAGAAACAUCUCCCUCUAGUCUCCCAAACGAUUAAAGGAAAAGAUGAUA